AUGAAGACUCAGAGGAGCACGGGGGAUUAUGGCUAUAACAUGGCAGCAGCCACAGCGUUCUAUGAUAAUCGCUGGCUGCCAUUGGAGCAGCAGACCACGUCCGUGUUGCACAAACCAUUGCAUCGCUAUGCCUCAAAGUUGCAGCACGAAGCAGCAGCUGAGGAGCGACGGAGCUAUAGAAGCAAUUCCUCUGGUGCUGGAGUUGGCGGAUUGGAAGCCAUGCUUAAUGGGCUCUCAAAUCUCUCGGGAGUGGGACACAUUAGCAACGGCUACGCCUCAGUGGCGCCCACGCAUACCGAAGCCUUGGCAGCGGCCUCAUCCAAACAAGAGAUACCCAUUUAUGAGGAACACCACGAGGAUGCGGCUGUCGCAGCGGUGGCAGCAACUGCCAACGAUUAUGGCGGUGCAGGCGGAGCAGGCGGAGUUGGGGCAGGGGCAGGCUACAGCGGCUACGGUGAUGGCGGGCAACAUAUUCAACAGCACUCAAGUGCGGGCCUCCAUUCGACAAUUUACGAUUAUCCAGCUGCUGCUGCUGGAGGAGAAGGCGGAUCACAUGGGGCUGGUUAUCUGCCGGCAUUUGGUGGAGCCGAGCAGUACAAGGAACAGCAGGAGCAGGCGGGACAUCAUUAUGCCUAUGACAAAAUCUCACAACAACAGCAACUGGAACUGGAACACGCCUCCUACUACUCGCCCCACGAAGGGGCAUCCUCGGCGACGGGUGCAAGUGGACCGCAUGACUAUGAGGACCAUGCUGAUGGCGAGGAGCAGGGUUCCAAUUUGCUAGCCGAAUCAAAUGGUCAUGAUGGAGCUCAGGCGCACUCCCAUCAGUCGCAUCAUCAUGUGGAUAUCAUUAACUAUGUGCCCGUGAAGCAUGUCAAGAAGGAGCACGUGCCCGUUGAGAAGCCUGUCAAAAUUCCCAUCUCACAUGCCGUCAUCAUUCCCAUCAAGAAACCCGUUCCCAUUCACAUACCCAUCACCAAGCAGGUUCAAGUCGCUGUCGAAAAGGAGCUGAAGGUGCCAGUGGAACGCAUUAUCCCAGUGCCCGUGGAGAAGCACAUUCCGGUGCCGGUGGAGAAGCGAGUGCCGUACACUGUGAUCAAGUAUCUGCCCAUCAAGGUGCCCAAACCGUUCCCCGUCAAGGUGCCCGUGUUCAAGACGGUGCUCCAUAAGGUCAAGGGAUGGUGGUAGAUGGUGCAAGAGGAGUAACGGAAGGAGUUGGAGCAUCGCCCUUACAUAGAGCUCAUCAUGUAAAUCCGCGCAUGUUCAUUUCAUUAUCAAUAAGCACGUUACGCAUACGCACCGUUGACCGCAUCGUGUUGCGUCUCAUCGCGUCGAGUUGUUAAAUGCAUUUUGGUUAAGGCAAAAGUGUUUUUUUGUUGCUGUUGCCCAAUUUUGUGACUCAUUUAACAUGACAACAAUUUGCAUUCGCAAGAAUAAACAAAAAUAAGUAU
Messenger RNA from Drosophila innubila, 1451 nucleotides. RefSeq lists its product as uncharacterized. NCBI's taxonomy places the organism in Eukaryota, Metazoa, Arthropoda, Insecta, Diptera, Drosophilidae. The record is from RefSeq and is a predicted model, not a curated record. The transcript is spliced from 2 exons. Bases 1 to 1188 code for a protein of 395 amino acids.